Molecule: messenger RNA, 224 nt
Organism: Pelobates cultripes (western spadefoot toad)
Lineage: Eukaryota; Metazoa; Chordata; Amphibia; Anura; Pelobatidae
Source: the annotation of a GenBank genome assembly
UGAGGUCGUCCCGGUCCCAACUGGGGAAAUCUAGAGCUGUAUGGAGACUACGCGGCACUGAAAAACUAAGGCCUACCUUGCAAGAUGGCAUCUGCUCAAGGCUCUUCACCAACUGCCCAGGCCUUACAGAUCUCCUGGGAAGAGAAGCUUAUAAAAGCCCUACACAACUUAUGGGAACAAUCCUGCGCUACACUGAGCUGACAAAUGAACAAUCUCCACCGCCC